Lachancea fermentati is the source of this 3081-nucleotide messenger RNA. NCBI's taxonomy places the organism in Eukaryota, Fungi, Ascomycota, Saccharomycetes, Saccharomycetales, Saccharomycetaceae. The record is from the annotation of a GenBank genome assembly.
AUGAAUAUGUCUGAGCCACAAGCAAUUUCAGAUAUCGAUCAGUUAGAUGGUAACUCUACUAAUACAAAAAUUUUCAAAGCUAUUGCUGAUGUAUUCCAAAAGGCACAGUCGACUUACGCAGGACAUAGACGGCAUGUAGCAGUGAUCAAGACAAUUCGUGCAAAGGCUGUUUCCCAAGGGUAUGAGGAAGUCUUCAACUACUGGUUUAAUAAAAUGGUGACGUUAAUCUUGCCAUUGAAACGAAAAGAUGUGGUGGGCGAUAGAAUCAUUAGACUUGUCGCUGCAUUCAUCGCGAGUUGCGAACAUGAUCUUGAGCUCGAAGACUCUACCGGAGGGGAUCGUGCGAACAGGGAAAUAAUUCAAACACGAUUCAUUGAUCAAUUUAUUAGGCAUAUACUUAGAGGAGUGGAAUCUCGCGACAAACACGUUAGAUAUAGAGUUACCCAGUUGCUUGCUGUAAUAAUGGAUAACAUCGGAGAAAUUGAUGAGGAGCUCUAUAAGUUGAUGAUGUGGUCAUUGCAAAAACGGGUUUAUGAUAAGGAGGCAUCUGUUAGAAUACAAGCGAUCUUCUGUUUAACAAAAUUUCAGGACGAGGAUAACCUUACAGGCAAGCUCGAUCCAGCAACAGAGAAGCUACAAAUUGCAGUGCAGAAUGACCCUAAUGCUGAGGUACGAAGGGCUGCCAUGCUCAACUUAGUAAACACGAAUUCUACUCGAGCAUUUAUUUUAGAAAGAGCAAGAGAUGUCAACCCCGUAAAUAGAAGAUUGGUGUACUCUAGAGUACUUAAAUCUAUGGGGCAAAAGGUCUUCACGCAUUUAGAGCAGCGACUGUUGGAUCAGUUACUUCAUUGGGGGUUACAGGAUAGAGAAGAAGCAGUUAGGACAGCGUGUGCCAAACUUAUUGCAUUUGACCUUUUGAAUUUAAUGGACGGUGAUAUUAUACGGCUUUUAUCCAAACUGAAUGUCACGAAAAGCACAUGUUGCUACUCUGUUAUGGAUGCGGUUUUCAAAGGGAGGCCUGAUAUUAUUACUAAAAUAAAGUUCCCGGAUGAGGUAUGGGGAGAAUUGACUGCUGAAACUGCUUUUUUGAUCAAGUCCUUUUACUUUUACUGCUCCCAAAAUUACUUGAAUGAAAUAAUCGAUUCAAGCUUUCCUGAAGCAGCAAAAUUCGCUGAGGUCAUACAGGUAUACGUUGAAAGAAUGUUCAUUGACCAAACCCAUUCAGGUGCAGCUGAUCAGAAUGUCUUGAGCUUUAUUAUUCAACAACUUCUUUCAGUAGCUCACAAGUAUGAUUUUAGUGAUGAGAUUGGAAGAAGAGCUAUGCUCACUGUGAUCCGGAAUAGUUUGGCCAACUAUCAACUGAAGGAGUCGCUCGUCAAAGUGAGCUUGAGAGUCUUGGAGGUUCUUUCGAUUAAUGAAAGAGAUUUCAUUGCUAUGACUGUAGAGAUUAUAACUGACAUUAGAGAUGAUGAUAUUGAGAAACAGGAAAGAGAGGACGCUAAAAAGGCUUCUGAUAAACAAGAAUUAAUUCAGGAAGAAAAUGAUGACGCCAUUGAAUCAUUCCAUUCCGCGGUUGAAAACCUAGUCAACGGCAACACUGAAAUUAUGAAAAAUCCGGACACGGUUGUUCCUGAACGUGAUGCAAGUCCCGCAACGCUGUUAAUUUGUUUAACCAUGUCACAAUAUAUGCUUGAACUCGUCAAUAACCCGCUGCAGCAAAACAUAAUGAUAAGCUCGCUUAUUGACACAUUAAUAACACCGGCGGUACGCAAUACUCAGCCGGAAAUCAGAGAACUGGGUGUUCGUAAUCUUGGUCUAUGUUGUUUAUUGGAUGUUCAGUUAGCAACAGAAAGCAUGUAUAUUUUGGGUAUGUGCGUUUCAAAAGGUGAUGCUUCCCUGAAGCAUAUUGCCUUGCAAGUUAUAGUUGAUAUUUUUUCUGUCCAUGGUACCAAGGUAGUAGACGGCGAAGGGAAAGUUGACUCUAUUUCCCUACACAAAAUUUUCUACAAAAUUUUGAAGAAUAACGAAAACCCUUCAUGUCAGGCUAUUGCGGCCGAAGGGUUAUGCAAAUUGUUCCUUGGAGAUGUUUUUGUGGACGAUGAUUUGUUUGAAACAUUGGUUCUUUCUUACUUCUCUCCUGCCAACUCUAAGAAUGAAGCCCUUGUUCAAGCGUUCGCUUUUUGUUUGCCGGUGUAUUGCUAUUCUCACACUCAACAUCAAAGUCGCAUGUCUCGAAUUGCUGCCGAUGUGCUUUUGCGACUUACAAUGCUGUGGAAUGACCUGCACACAAAUGAAGAUGAUGAAAUGCCUAUUGCCUCUAUGAUGAAACCUAACGAGAUAUUUCAACAGCUAAUAGAUUGGACUGAUCCCAGUAGGCUAGUGCAGCGAAAAGAUCAAGAAAUUCAAAACAUAGACGUUCAGCUUGAUUUCCUACUGAACGUGCUUAAACUGUAUAACAGAUUUGAAAGGAAAGAUAUCAAAAAGAUGCUAUUGAUCAACAUUGGUCGAUUUACGUUAACUCAGGAAAAUGACUUGGAAAAGAUGAAGGAUAUUUAUGACUUAUUGGAAGAUAUUGUGGAAAAUGAUGAUAUUGAUAACGCAAGUAGGAACUCGGUCAAAAAAUUUCUGAUAUAUUUGAAGGAUAAUAUUACACACGCAGAGGAGAUUGCCGCUAACAAAACUAAGGAAGAACCUGAAGAUAGCGACGAACAAUUUUCCUCUAUUUUGGGCAUGACAGGGGAACAAAGUUCCCCUGUUGAACAGAGCAUCGCUCACUACUCUUACGAGAGUGCUUGUGAUGAGCAAGACAAAGAUCAACCACACCAUUCAUUACAGGAGCAUAGUGUAGAACGCAGUUCCGGUUCAUCCAUCUUAGAUGACGUUCCAUUGCCGGAAGAAAUUCAGCAAAGAGUCAGAACUCGUAAACGAACAAGAACAGAGGUUGAAGAGCAGAGUGAGGUACAAAGUACAGAUCGGUUUUCUGAGAAUGAUAGAGACAGUCGGACAGUCAGCUUUGUUUUGCCACAGGGAGAUGAUAUCCGUAGUAAUUUCGCGGAGGAUGAUUCAUAUUACGAGUCGUAA